AUGACGAGCACCGCAAAGAGCGACGCAAAGAGCGAGUGUUGCCGGCCGUUGCUGGCCUCGACUUCCGCAGUGGAAGAGACGGGCGAUCGGUAUGACACCGGUGAGAAGUCUGCAGGCGACUCUCUGCACCCUAUCCGUUCCAACAACAAGACCGCAUCGUGUGGCGGCGGGUCAUACCAGCUGGUGAAAUGGAAGUACUACGUCAUGAUGGCCAAGGUCGGCGACCGACUCAGCGCACUCGGGAAAAAGAAAAUGAACCAAGCCGUAGACAGACAACUAAACCACCAAGCAUCUCUUUGA
This is a messenger RNA of Gregarina niphandrodes, 300 nucleotides long. RefSeq lists its product as hypothetical. The transcript has a single exon. The record is from RefSeq and is a predicted model, not a curated record. Bases 1 to 300 code for a protein of 99 amino acids. Lineage: Eukaryota; Apicomplexa; Conoidasida; Eugregarinorida; Gregarinidae.